AUUAACAUCUCAGAAGGGAACUGCCCCGAGCGGAUCAUCACCCUCGCUGGCCCCACCAAUGCCAUUUUCAAAGCUUUUGCGAUGAUCAUUGACAAACUGGAAGAGGACAUCAGUAGCUCCAUGACCAACAGUACCGCUGCCAGCCGGCCCCCGGUCACCCUCCGGCUCCCGGGCCCCCCCUAGUGCGGCUCCCUCAUUGGAAAAGGAGGCUGCAAGAUCAAAGAGAUACGAGAGAGCACGGGGGCACAGGUCCAGGUGGCAGGAGACAUGCUGCCCAACUCGACUGAGCGAGCCAUCACCAUCGCUGGGAUCCCACAGUCCAUCAUCGAGUGCGUCAAACAGAUCUGCGUCGUCAUGCUUGAG
Messenger RNA from Pterocles gutturalis (yellow-throated sandgrouse), 363 nucleotides. Its product is annotated as poly(rC)-binding protein 2-like. The annotation marks the transcript as partial. The transcript is spliced from 3 exons. Gene Ontology annotation, cellular component: nucleoplasm; cytoplasm; nucleus. The record is from RefSeq and is a predicted model, not a curated record. Gene Ontology annotation, molecular function: mRNA binding; single-stranded DNA binding. NCBI's taxonomy places the organism in Eukaryota, Metazoa, Chordata, Aves, Pterocliformes, Pteroclidae. Gene Ontology annotation, biological process: regulation of RNA metabolic process; regulation of gene expression.